Achroia grisella is the source of this 1956-nucleotide messenger RNA. RefSeq names its product zinc finger protein 250-like. The record is from RefSeq and is a predicted model, not a curated record. Lineage: Eukaryota; Metazoa; Arthropoda; Insecta; Lepidoptera; Pyralidae. Gene Ontology annotation, biological process: regulation of DNA-templated transcription. Gene Ontology annotation, molecular function: DNA-binding transcription factor activity, RNA polymerase II-specific; RNA polymerase II cis-regulatory region sequence-specific DNA binding. Bases 160 to 1719 code for a protein of 519 amino acids. The transcript has 9 exons.
UGAAAUGGCGGCUAUUUUGUUUUUAUAGUUUUGUGUAAUAAUUCUAUUUUAUGUAGUAUUUCAUAUUGUACUAUACUUUUAAUUAUCCUUUCAGUUAAAUAAGGUCAAUGAAUUAUUUCGAAUAGGUAAGGUUUCAUAAUAACCUUAAACAGACACAAAAUGUUAUCAGACGACGAUUUGUUUGUGGUUAUAGUAGAUGACCAAUUGGAAGCUACAAGUGCGAAUACCAAAAUUCCAUUAGAUUUUGAAAUUAAAGAGGAACCUAUCGAUGAAGAACCAGAGAACAUUGUCGAUGUGGAGAAUCUUUUAGAAGUGGCAUCGAAGUUCGGUCAAGUAGAAUAUGUAUUGCCUAAUAAUUCUCUGAUUGAACAUAGUUUGGAAUCCAACAAUAAACUAGAAUUAAAGGGAAAUGAAUACACAAUUUGUGUAGUAAAGCAGGAAGAACUUUCAUCUGAUCACGAUGAUGUAAUUAGUGAUAUAGAAAUUGAGGAUACUGACUGCAAAGAUAAGGAUUAUCACCCUGAUAUAGAGUUGGAAAGUGAUGAUGACAGUAAAAAACCCGUGAUACGAGUAUUAAAGCCAGAUAUGUGGAAAUCGUAUGUAGAUGUGUUAAGGAAAAAGUUUCCAAAGUUGCGACGAGACUCCGCUGGGUUAAUUAACGCAUUGGUGGAAGUUAUGAAAGUUGUUAAAAGACCACAACCACCUCCAAAUUAUUUUGUAAUGAAUGAAUCGCAGUAUCAGUGUGUAAAAUGUGGAGCUCUCACUAAAACAAAUCCGGCCGCCUGGCUCCACUAUCAAGAAAAGCAUGGGAAACGUUACCUCACCUGUUUUGCUUGUGGCAUGACAUUUAGAAGCACAACAAAUUUAUACAAACACGAGAAGCUAUGUCCCGCACCUGAUGCUACUAUCGUGCUGAAGGCUCGCGCCCUCACCCUCGGCCGCAAGGGGCGCGGUCGUCCAUUCCUACCUAAAUUCGAUACUAAAAAAGCCAGAGUCUCGCAGAAACGGUAUCCAUGCAACUUGUGUCCAGCGGUGUUCAACAGUAAGUUUAACUUGAGAUCGCACGAACAUCUGCACCGCGGUGAGCGACCCUACAGAUGCCACUCCUGUCCGGCCGCCUAUACCGGCCCCUCUGCUCUUAGGCGGCAUAUAGCGAAGCAUAGCAAUAUCAAGUAUACAUGCGAUCACUGUAAACGAGAGUUCGUUACAAAAACAAAUCUCGUGACGCAUAUGGACACACAUCUACCGGAGCCCCGUUUCGCGUGCGAGUCGUGUCCCCGGCGCUACGCCACCCGCGCGGCUCUGAGACUGCAUCAGCGCCGCGUACACCUGCAACUGCCGCCGCCCUGCGCCUGCCAGCUGUGUCCUAGAAGAUAUCCCCGAAUGUCAGUGUUAAAAAAUCAUAUGAGGAAAGUUCACGGGAUGAUUUUAAUGACACGCAGAAUGUUCUUCAAACAAUUACCAACACUGCCUGACGCCCAACUGGCGAUGGAUCCUAAUGAUUCGACACCUAAAAUCAAGAUUAAAAUAAACGAUUUUGAUGACACUGAAUUAAUUUUGAACGAGCAAACAGGUUUCAUAACAGGCAAACAUAUUAGUGCAGACGAGAUGUUGGCGCAACCAGUGUCUUAUAUAUUCACCAAGAUGGAGAAUGUCGAACAAAAUGGUAACGACAGGAAGAGUAGGAAGCGACGAAAGAAACGUAAUGACACUUCGUAGUCCAUAACAGAUUGUAAAAUAGUUUUUUAUGAGGUUAUUACAUAAAUUCGUUACAAAGUGAUUUUAUUUAAUUAUCUAAUUGUAAACGCAACAUUGAUCCCAUAGUAUUGUAACACAGUGGCUCCAAUGUCCAUAUAAGCAAUGAAAAUGAUUAUUUUUCAUUUUACGAUAUUAAAUGCCGAAUUUUUGCUUUUGAUUGUUAAAAUGUACCGGAUUUUUAUAUGUAUGUGAUAUAUG